Peniophora sp. CBMAI 1063 is the source of this 1758-nucleotide messenger RNA. Lineage: Eukaryota; Fungi; Basidiomycota; Agaricomycetes; Russulales; Peniophoraceae. The record is from the annotation of a GenBank genome assembly.
AUGUUCCGCAACAGUUCACGCCCGACUCGCGAACUCGCGAAGACGCCUCUCUUUCAGUUACACUUUGAACACCUUCCCUUGGAGAAGCGACUCGAGAUUUCAUUCAAGAGAGCUCAAGAAAUCGGUCGCGCAUACAAGUUGACGGCAGAGGAUGUGCUCCACGCCUCGCCUCAGUUCUGGUGGCUGCAUACCGACCCAAUGUGGGGAAUGGACGGAGCAGCUGCUACCCUCAUCACCCUCCAGUACAAUUGCUGUGCCGGCAUUCUUGCCGCGCACGCUGCAGACUCACACCCGAGCGUUCGCGCCACGUUAGACAAAGUUCUUAACUUCGAUAUCUUCGGUGUGUUCUGCCUGACUGAGAUUGCGCAUGGCCUCGACGCUAUCAAUAUGGAGACAACGGCGACCCUGGAUAGGUAUGGGUGGGUGCUCAAUACGCCUCAUGAGGGAGCAGCGAAGUACAUGCCCUCCACAAGCCCAGUCACUGGUCUCCCAUGCAGUGCGGUUGUCUUUGCGCGUGCCAUCGUCGACGGCGAAGAUCGCGGCGUCAAGCCGUUCUUGAUUGAUCUACAUGACGGCAGGAAUAUGAGCAAGGGCGUCGUCUCAAGGCUCUUACCGCAGAAGGGCGGCUCGCGGGCGCUGAAUCAUUCACUCACGUACUUCCGCCACGUCCGUCUCCCUUCGCAUGCUCUUUUGGGACCAAUCGAGAUGCCGGGGAACAAGCGCCUUGCUUUCAUGAUGAACAUCUACCGCGUCGCUGUUGGAACGAUCGCUGUAUCCGCCGUCGCGGACCCCACUCUCCAAAUCUCUGCGUACGUCGCCGCGCGGUAUAGCCAACGUAGGAAGGUGUAUGACCACGCUGCUCCUGGAAAACAAGUCUCCAUCAUCGAGUUCCGCACGCAGAAGACUCCGAUCGUGACAGCUCUCGCUCAGGCCUACGUUAUGCGCGCUCUCUUGGACUACUCCAUCAAGAUCUUCUGCGACGAGGAAGAAGAUCUACGCGUGCGCCACGCCGUCGCCACUAUCGCAAAGGUCAUCCUCGUCUCGCACGCUCAAGAAGCGUCUCUCGCCCUGAGUGACCGGUUGGGUGCCCAAGGGCUCUUCGAGGUGAACCAAUUGAACGCGAUGUUUAAUGACCUCCGGGGAGUCGCGAUUGGCGAAGGCGACACCUUGGUUCUCUCGAUUCGCCUGGCUUCUGAGCUACUCUUAGACCGGUAUGCGGUACCGGAGACGGACAACGCGAAGAGCAUUCUGGCUCGGCACGAACUCGGCAUCCGCGAUGAACUCAGGGCAGCGUUGUGCACCAUGGCCAACCAUCGCGGGAUCGACUUCGAUCGCGAGGUUCUCCCCCGUUCUUUGGAGUUCGUUUCAGCGAUCGGUCAGCGGAUGGCCUACGACGCGGCCGUCGACGCCGGGGUCGAUCAGUGCCUCAUCGACUUGUUCGUAGCCGCGUGCUUGAAGAAGGAUCCAGCCUUCUACGUCGAGAAGGCGGGGAUUUCUCGCGGGCGACAACGCAAGUUGGAGGCGGAUGCCGUUGACGCCGUCUACGAUCGCCUCGAAGACUUCCUCGAACCCAUGGACCUCGAGCCGUACAUCACUGCGCCCAUUAUCUCUGAGCAGAAGUGGAACGAGUACGUCAGCGGCAUACGGACCUUCGGUGAUAUGCCUGCUUGGGACGUGCCGAAGACGACGAUGAGUACGCGCCCGUACAUCGAUCAGUCGCCAUACAUGCAGCUUACUGCUGCCGCCGCGAAGCUGUAG